AUGUCUGUGACCCGUAGGAUUAUCCAUUCCAACCAGCUCACCGGCACCCUCCCGUCCUCCCUGGGCAACCUCCCGGCGCUCAUCCGCCUUCUGUGCUUCUUCUGUUCACCUCUGUGCCUCCUGCUCCUCCCCUCCCCUCCAUCACCCUCCCUCCGGCCCCCCUUCAACACGGUCCAGCGGUCUGUCUGGCAACCUGUUGACAGGGACGAUCCCGAGCUCCCUUGGAAGGUUGACGAGCCUUCAGUCUCUUUGACCGGAACCCUUCCGUCAUCGCUGGGCAACUGCUCCUAUUUGCUUGAGUUGGAUGUGGGUGGAAACAACAUCUCGGGCACCAUUCCUUCCUUUCUUGGCAACCUGCGUGAAUUGACGACCCUGUGA
Messenger RNA from Closterium sp. Naga37s-1, 378 nucleotides. The record is from the annotation of a GenBank genome assembly. NCBI's taxonomy places the organism in Eukaryota, Viridiplantae, Streptophyta, Zygnematophyceae, Desmidiales, Closteriaceae.